CAAAAAUCAAAUUCUUCGCCAGGACAAGCACCACCUCGCCUAAAAAUGGCGAGAAAAAGCAUGGUAGAAGUACCGAUAGAAAAGACGAUGGAAGAAAAAAUAGCCUUCGAGAAUCUCUUCGUACUGGAAUUCGCCGUCGAUAAACUAACUAUAUUCCCUCACUGCGACUGCGAAGUACCCUCAGCCGUGACCUACGUGCAAUUCGAGGUAUCCUGCGAGGAGCCCGUCGACUACUGCGAGACCCGCUUCACCUGCAACAACACCGCCGGCAACAAAACCUGGAUGCAAAUCAACUUCUCCCUGUCGGAGAGCCAGAUCAAAGACCGCAUGCAGACGUUCGAUGUCUACGUGAUGGCCUACAAGAAGAUGCCGCUGGGCUGGAACGUCCCCCGGGCGGAGAUCGGCAUGGCCAGGGUGUCCAUACUGAAGCCCUUCUGCGAGCUGAUCAAUUGCUUGGUGAGCUCGCCCAACAGGCAGGGCAUUCCGACCCCCAAGUGCCUGUGCAAAGAGUACACCCUGGAGAAGAUGGCCGGCGAUCCCAUCGCGAAGAUACAGCUGUCUUUGAAGCUGUCCAGCUUCUACAAGUGCAGACCCGACAUGAUUUUCAAACCCAAAGAGGACCCCAACGAUCCGAAGAACAAGAAACCUAAGGGGAAAAAGUAAGGAGUUUUAUUGUCC
Phyllotreta striolata is the source of this 678-nucleotide messenger RNA. NCBI's taxonomy places the organism in Eukaryota, Metazoa, Arthropoda, Insecta, Coleoptera, Chrysomelidae. The record is from the annotation of a GenBank genome assembly.